Messenger RNA from Protopolystoma xenopodis, 369 nucleotides. The record is from the annotation of a GenBank genome assembly. Lineage: Eukaryota; Metazoa; Platyhelminthes; Monogenea; Polystomatidea; Polystomatidae.
AUGCUCCAUCGUUCGACGCUCGACCUUUCGACGCAAGAUUCGACUUGGCGCCGAGGCAAUUUGGCCAAUGGUUGCACCAAUAGCGGGUCACGUUUGGGCCGUUCGUCAUCCCCAUUAUCAUCUUCGGUACAUGUAGCCAUUGCGACUAACGCACAUUUGUAUGGCGCCGAAUGGCCUCGUCCCACUGACAGACAAGUUCACGCACACACAUGGGCGCAUGCUCACAAUGUCGAAUGGCAAGGGGGCGAGUGUCUGAUCAUAGCAGAGGCGCCGGAAAAGCGUAGACCAUCUUCUGUCAACCUUGCGUCGGUCGCAAGUGGCCCGUCGAUUCUCGAGGCGGUACCGACUGGCGACUCGCCCGGCCACUAA